AUGGAGCCCAGCAGAGGACGUCUUGCUCAUAAGCUCUUGGCUAAAAACAAGCAAGGACCAUGUGGUUGGCAACGAGCAAAGGUCAGGAGCUUUUUGGAAGAGGAUUGUGGCGUACUAUGCAGAAAGUCCGAAGCCUGCAUGAAGUGCGAGGGAGGACAAUGUAAGCAGCAGUGGUAUAAGAUAAACGACCUCGUAUGCAAAUUAUUUGGAGCUUAUGAGUCAGCAUCAAGAGAGAAGGCCAGUGGGAUGAAUGAGAACCACGUCAUAAAGAUGGCUCACCAAAUAUUCUUCAGUGAUCAGAAGAAGAAGUUUAACCUAGAGCAUGCUUGGAAGGAGUUGCGUAAUGACCAGAAAUGGUCUGAGCUUUCUUCAACAAAAGCAGAUGCAACCUCGGAAAAGAGAAGGGCUGAGGAGGGAUCACAUUCCCCAAGUGCGAUAACAGAGGAACUCAAGAGUGGCGAGGAUGGUUUGCAGUCUAUUUGCAUACUUCUUAACUCCAUUGACUUGAUUAGGAUCUUCGCAAUGUCUUCUGCCAUUCGUCUCUGGCCAAAGUUCGAUGGGAAAGGGAAUUUCGGUCUGUGGCAAAGUCGAGUCAAGGAUCUGCUGACGCAGCAGGGUAUGAAGAAGGAGCUGUUAGAGAAAAAGCCGGAUAAGAUAGAGAAGGAUGAUUGGGACGAUAUGCAGGAUCAAACUGUUUCGACGAUUCGACUUUGUCUCUCUGAUGAUAUCACCAAUCAGGUGAUGAACAUCACGACUUGCAAGGAGAUGUGGGAUAAGUUAGAGAAGAUGUACAUGUCGAAAUCGUUAUCCAGCAAGCUGUAUCUGAAACAGAAGUUGUAUGGGUUGAAGAUGGCAGAGUGA
Eutrema salsugineum is the source of this 861-nucleotide messenger RNA. Its product is annotated as glutathione S-transferase T3-like. The coding region runs from base 1 to 861 and encodes 286 amino acids. The transcript is spliced from 3 exons. The record is from RefSeq and is a predicted model, not a curated record. Lineage: Eukaryota; Viridiplantae; Streptophyta; Magnoliopsida; Brassicales; Brassicaceae.